Dioscorea cayenensis subsp. rotundata (Guinea yam) is the source of this 1758-nucleotide messenger RNA. RefSeq names its product pentatricopeptide repeat-containing protein DOT4, chloroplastic-like. The transcript has a single exon. The record is from RefSeq and is a predicted model, not a curated record. NCBI's taxonomy places the organism in Eukaryota, Viridiplantae, Streptophyta, Magnoliopsida, Dioscoreales, Dioscoreaceae. Gene Ontology annotation, molecular function: RNA binding; protein binding. Gene Ontology annotation, biological process: RNA modification. The coding region runs from base 1 to 1758 and encodes 585 amino acids.
AUGAUUUAUGGUUAUGCAACCAAUGGCUUCUUCACUGAAUCAAUUCAACUGUUUCUGGACAUGCAGAGGUGCUGCAUUCGUCCCAAUUCAUUCACCUUUGUGGCUGUUUUUGUUGCUUUGGCUGGCAUGCAGAGUUCAAAACUCAUAGAGUGCAUCCAUGGAGAAGUGAUUAAAUAUGGAGUUGAAUCCAAUCAUUUUGUGGGAACUGCAUUGUUGGAUGCUUAUGCUAAGUGUGGAAAUGUGAUUGAUUCAUAUAGUGUGUUUUCAGAAAUGAAUAGCCCGAGUUUGGUUUCAUGUAAUGGGAUGAUCUCUGCAUUUGUGCUCAAUGACUUGUUUGAGGAGGCUUUGUUGCUAUUUAAGCGAAUGCGGGCGUUGGGUGCCAUGCCGAACUCUAUAACCAUGUUGAAGAUCAGUCAGAGUUGCAUUGGUUAUGAAUCGUUUGAAUUUUGCAGCAGUGUACAUGCAGACAUUAUUAAGCUCGGGCUUUGUUCGCAUGUGCCUGUGAUGAAUGCAGUCUUAGAGAUGUACUUGAGUGUUGGAAAUUUAGAGUGUGGGAUGUGUUUCUUCAGUGAGAUGGAUGUCAGGGAUGUCAUUAGUUGGACGAUGAUGAUCGGUUUUUAUUUGGAUACUGGAUGUGCUGCAGAAGCUCUAUAUAUGUUCAGUGAAAUGAGAGCUAAUGGAGUUGAGCCUGAUACAAUAAUAUUGGUAUAUGUCAUCAGUGCAUGUGCAAUAACCGGAGAUUUAAAAAUGGGAAGAUGUGCUCAAAGUCAAGCAAUUAUACAUGGAUUUGGAACAGAGCUUCCUGUUAUGAAUUCUCUGAUAAAAUUGUAUUCAAGAGGUGGAGAUUCAAAAUCUGCAAGAAUUAUAUUUGAUCGAGUAUCUAAAAAGAGUUUGGUGUCAUGGACUGCAAUGAUCUCAGGAUACGUUUACAAUAGACAGCCUGGAGAAGGAUUGGAAUUGGUGAUGGGAAUGAGAUCUUUAGAAAGUUUUAGUCUUGAUUCAGUAGUGUUAGUCUGUGCAAUAACAGCAUGUGGUGAGACAGCGAGCUUCAGGACAUGCAAGCAAUUCCAUGCUUGUGGUCUGAAAUUAGGCUUGCUCCAUGGCAAAGGAAUACAAAACAGUCUUGUUUCAGCUUAUGGGAAAUGUGGGAAUGCAGAUUUUGCGUUCAGAGUUUUUCAGGAGAUGGUUUGCCUGGACAUAGUUUCUUGGAAUGCAAUGAUCACAUCGUAUGGAAUUAAUGGAAAGGGAAAAGAAGCAGUGGCUCUCUUUCAGAACAUGGAGAAAUGCGGGCAAGAAGUGGAUUGUGUGACUUAUCUAAGCUUGUUGAUGGCUUGCAACUAUGCCGGUUUGGUGAACGAUGGACUGAUUAUUUUGAAUAAGAUGUUGAAAGACGAGAGGGUUGAGCCUAGAGAAGAACAUUAUGCGUGCUUAAUCGACAUGCUUUCAAGGGCUGGGCGAUUAGAAGAAGCUGAAAAUAUUGUGAACAUGCAACUUUAUGGAGUUAGUCCUAAUGUUUGGAAGGCAUUGCUUGGCGGAGCGAAUAUCCACAGUGACAUUAGAUUGGCAGAAAUAGCGGCAGAGAGAGUGUUUUAUAUGGAUUCAAAGGAUUCUGGCCAUGUUGUGCAGCUAUCAAAUGCAUUUGCAUCAGUUGGGAAGUUUGAACAUGCUGAGACUUUGAGAAUGAGGAUUCGGAAAAAUGGUCUGGUUAAGAAGACAGGCUUAAGUUUGCUUGAUGCAUUGCCGAGUGAUGUUGGUUAG